Messenger RNA from Fundulus heteroclitus (mummichog), 2542 nucleotides. RefSeq names its product scinderin like a (gene scinla). Gene Ontology annotation, cellular component: cytoplasm; actin cytoskeleton. Bases 16 to 2331 code for a protein of 771 amino acids. The transcript has 17 exons. The record is from RefSeq and is a predicted model, not a curated record. NCBI's taxonomy places the organism in Eukaryota, Metazoa, Chordata, Actinopteri, Cyprinodontiformes, Fundulidae. Gene Ontology annotation, molecular function: actin filament binding; phosphatidylinositol-4,5-bisphosphate binding. Gene Ontology annotation, biological process: barbed-end actin filament capping; actin filament severing; actin polymerization or depolymerization.
CUGGGCCGGGCCUGGAUGUGGCUGAACACGCCUCUCUGUCUGAGGGCGGAUGUUUCCUCUGCUCUUAUAGCCCACGGCAGCUCAAACAGAUCUGCGCGGAAGAUUGGAAGAGCAGCAGUGCAGCUUCUCAACACACAGAAUCUGACUUCUCUCCCCACCCAGGCCUUCAGCACCAUGGUACACAAGGAGUUCCAGUCUGCAGGGAAGAAGCCCGGACUGCAGAUAUGGCGAGUGGAGAAGAUGGAUUUGGCACCCGUUCCAUCAAAGCUCUAUGGAGACUUCUACACAGGGGAUGCCUACAUCGUCCUCUUCACCACUCCUGCUCCUUCAUACAAUGUGCACUCAUGGAUUGGCAAUGAAGCAAGUAAAGAUGAGAGCGGGGCUGCAGCCAUUCUCAUCACUCAGCUGGAUGAUCACCUCGGUGGUGCUGCGGUGCAAUUCAACGAGUUCCAAAACCAAGAGUCGCUCACCUUCCAGGGUUACUUCAAGUCUGGCAUAAAGUACAUGGAAGGUGGAGUAGCCUCAGGCUUCAAGCAUGUUGUGACCAACAACAUGGAUGUGAAGCGCCUGCUGCGCGUCAAAGGCCGGCGUACGGUCAGAGCCACUGAGAUGGCCCUGACCUGGACGAGCUUCAACAAAGGAGACUGCUUCAUCAUUGACCUGGGAAAGGAGAUCUACCACUGGUCUGGCAGUGAGAGCAAUCGCUAUGAGCGGCUGAAGACCACUCAGAUGGCCCAGGACAUCCGUGACAAUGAGAGAAAUGGGCGCGCUGACAUGAUCAUGAUCGAAGAGGGAUCUGAACCAGAGGCUGUCACCAAAGAACUUGGACCAAAGCCAGAGUUACCUUCAGGAGACUCUGAUGAGUGUGAUGAAAAGGCCAAGAAGAAUAAGGCUUCUCUGUAUCUGGUUUCUGAUGCUGCUGGUAGCCUGACAACAACUUUGGUGGCCAGUUCAAACCCAUUCAAACAAAACAUGCUCUCUCCUGAUGAAUGCUACAUCUUGGACAAUGGAGAAGACAACAACAUAUUUGUUUGGAAAGGACCGAAGGCAAACCCAGAUGAGCGUAAAGAGGCGCUGAAUGCUGCUCAAAAGUUUAUCAAACAAAAAAACUACUCCCCAAGAACAAAGGUUCAGAUCAUUCCCGCAGGGAGUGAGACCACUCUAUUCAAGCAGUUCUUCUUCAAAUGGCUGGAGGGAGAGUGCACGGGCCAGACCUACACUGUAGGCCGCAUCGCUAAAGUGGAGAAUGUUCCCUUUGAUGCCACAAAGCUACAUGGUAACAACGCCAUGGCUGCCCAACAUUGCAUGGUGGAUGAUGGCAGUGGGAAGGUCCAGAUCUGGCGUGUGGAAGGAGGUGACAAAGCUCCUGUGGACCCAUCCAGCUAUGGCCACUUCUAUGGAGGAGACUGUUACCUGGUGCUGUAUUCCUACAAUCAUGGAGGCAGACAGAAGCACAUCAUCUACACCUGGCAAGGCCACAAGUGCAGUCAGGAUGAACUGGCGGCGUCGGCUUUUCUCACAGUGAGACUGGACGAUUCAAUGGGAGGAGUGGCCACACAAGUCCGGGUCACUCAGAGCCAAGAACCCCCUCAUCUUGUGAGCUUGUUUAAGGACAAGCCUUUGGUCAUCCACCUGGGUGGGACGUCCCGCAAGGGUGGAGACAGCAAACCUGCCAGCACGCGGCUCUUCCAUAUCCGCCAGAGCUCCACCAAAGCUUUGCGGGCUGUUGAGGUGGAAGCUACGGCCUCCAGUCUCAACACUAACGACGUCUUUGUGCUGAAAUCGCCGGACUCCCUAUUCGUGUGGAAGGGAAAAGGAGCAAGUCCAGAUGAGAUGAAUGCAGCCAAGUAUGUUGCCAGCCUGCUGGGUGGAACUCCCAUAGAGAUGGAGGAAUCCAAGGAGAAAGCUGAUUUCUGGUCAGCACUGGGGGGAAAGAAAGACUACCAGACCUCCAUUACCCUCCAGAAAAACAUCAAACCUCCAAGACUGUUUGGAUGUUCCAAUAAGACUGGCCGGCUGAUAGCAGAAGAGGUGCCCGGCGACUUCUCACAGAUCGAUCUGGCAACUGACGACGUCAUGAUUCUGGACACAUGGGAUCAGGUUUUUGUCUGGAUUGGAAAAGAAGCAAAUGAAACAGAGAAGGCUGGAGCGCCUAAAAUCGCUGAGGAGUAUGUGAAAUCAGACCCCUCUGGCCGUCGUGGCAUCCCCAUCAUCACCAUCAAGCAGGGGCAGGAGCCACCCUCCUUCACUGGCUGGUUCCUUGCUUGGGACCCCAAGAUGUGGGACCAAGAUGCCUAUGAACGCAUGAAAUCCUUAAACAAAAAGAAUUAAGUGUAGAAAACAAAAACUGCCUAAUGUUGCGCCCCCAAUGUUGGAAAUGUUAUGGCGGACAAAGCUUUCUUCCAUGUUCUUGCUGUUUUUCAUAUGCAUUGAUUUGCUUGCACCAGGAAACUGGCUGGUUUGUGCAACUCACUAAGAAAAAAACAAAACAAAAACAGGAUGUGAUCUUGUUUUCCAAGUUUUGUGGCCGCAAAAAAAAAAA